CUGUCAGGAAUUGCGUCUGGCCUUUGUGCUUGAGGACGCAGAGGUCCGGAUCAUUAACCUGGGGUGUUGGGGGAGGCUGGGAUACCGUACUCCAGCCAGGGGUAGCCGCGAUUUUUGCUUUCGUUUUGCUGGUCUAGUGAGGCCGAUGUGCGGCCGCGUCUCAGUGCCUAGAGCGUCGGAUAAAGUGCGGCUUUGUCUUCGCAAGCGGGACUGCGCCGGGUGCGGGGUGCGCGCCGUGGGGCGUGCGGGGAGCGUGGGGUGCGCGCCGCGGGGCUCCCUCCGUCUGCCGCUCUAAGCAUCCCUGGGACGCAGGUGCCUGUUUCGUGGCUUUGGAUCGUGUUUUGCACCAGCUAUGCUGAGAUUCCUUCGCCGGACCCUGGGCCGACGGUCCAUCCAGAAAAACACCGAGAAGGUCCGGCUCCGAGAAGCACAGAGAUCCAGGGAAGCACAGAGAUCCAGCACGCACAUCCCGGCGGCAGGCGACGCCAAGUCGGUGAUCACCUGCCGGGUCUCCUUGCUGGACGGCACCGAUGUGAGCGUGGAGCUGCCGAAAAAUGCCAAAGGGGAGGAGCUCUUUGAGCAGAUCAUGUACCACCUGGACAUCGUGGAGAAGGACUACUUCGGCCUCCGCUUCAUGGACUCGGCACAAGUAGCGCACUGGCUGGACGUGACAAAAAGCAUAAGAAAACAAGUGCAAAUCGGGCCUCCAUAUUGCCUCCACUUGAAGGUGAAGUUCUACUCCUCAGAGCCCAGCAACCUUCGUGAGGAGCUGACCAGGUACUUAUUUGUGCUUCAGCUAAAGCAGGACGUCCUUAGUGGAAAACUGGAAUGCCCUCCUGAUGCAGCAGUGGAGUUGGCAGCCUUCUCGCUGCAAGCUGAGUUGGGCGACUUUGACCCGGCUGAGCACUCCCUGGAGCUGGUGUCCGAGUUCCACUUUGUCCCCAACCAGACAGAGGACAUGGAGCGUGCUGUCCUCAACACUUGGAAGAGCUGUAGUGGCCAGUCACCAGCGCAAGCUGAGAUCAGCUACCUGAACAAGGCCAAGUGGCUGGAUAUGUAUGGGGUCGAUAUGCAUGCUGUCAGGGCUCGAGACGGCAAUGAGUAUAGCCUGGGUCUGACCCCCACCGGAGUGCUGGUCUUCGAAGGGUCCAAUAAGAUCGGCCUGUUCUUCUGGCCCAAGAUCACGCGUCUGGACUUCAAAAGGACCAAGCUGACGCUGGUUGUGGUGGAGGAUGACGAGCAGGGCCGGGAGCAGGAGCACACCUUCGUGUUUCGGAUGGAGCACCCCAAGGCCUGCAAGCAUCUGUGGAAGUGUGCAGUGGAGCACCACGCCUUCUUCCGGCUGCGCGGCCCAGUCCAGAAGAGCUCCUCCAACUCUAGCUUCAUCCGCAUGGGCUCCCGCUUCCGAUACAGUGGGAAAACUGAGUACCAGGCCACGAAAGCCAGUAAGGCACGUAGGGUGGCCUCCUUCGAGAGAAGGCCCAGCCAGCGCUAUGCCAGGCGCACGCUGCACGCUGCCAACCAGAGCCAGGAGGAACAGAAUGCGGGAGUGAAUCGGGACGUGAUCACCAAGCCCCACGCCCCUCGGUCUGCGAUACCUCCCGGGGACCUUGGCCCCAUGCAGAUACAGACCCUUCCCGGAAGCCCCCGUGCCUUGCAUCCGGAUAAGAGGAGGCUCCCCCUGCUGGUAGACGUGGCCAGCAUGCUGGAGACGGCUGUCGACGAAGGAGCCGGUAGCCUGGUGGCUAUGGUGACGGCAGGCUCCGCGGAGAACGUCGGCGCCGCGGGAGUCCGCGCGGCGGCUGGCGGCGUCGCGGGGGAUGGAGUUUCGCGGAGCGAGAUGGCCCUCAAGCUGAAGCAACAACACACUGAGACUCAGACCCACCCAAAUCCGCUCAGGUCUGACAUCAGUGUCCACACAAGCAAUCAGAUCUCAUGGGACGAGCCCCCAGUGGCCAUGGAGAGGAACUGCACCCUCCCUGAAGCUGCAGCCAGGAAGAGAGGGAAGAACGGCGGCUCAUCGCUCUCGGCAGCUGGACAGACGGAGACCCGGGUCCGCUCUGACAACAGCGACAGGAAGGCCGGCUGGUACCAACACUCCCCUCUGCGGACGCCACCAGAGGCCAGGAGCGAGGUGGCCCCUGCCAAGGGAAGAGUGGAUCCUGUGGAGCUGCCAGUCCCUCCUCUGCCCGGGAAUCUGAUAGACCUCACCGAUCCAGUUCCUGCACUGCCGCCCAAACCAGUGAUAGCUCCUCGAUGGAUCGUCCCAGCAGCUGCAACUGGGGUCUGUGCUAACGGCCUUCCAGGCAGCAGCAGUGCAAAGAGGCCAGCGCUCUGUCCCGAUGAGGGUGCCCUUUCUGGCCGCGCUCAGUUCUCUCACACUGUGAUUGACACAAGCCCCAGCACUGUGACUCCUGAGGUGAGGAGGACCAGGACUCCCCGUCUGCUCUCCACUGAUCUCUGACGCCACAGGAUCCCACAACUGCUGGAAUCUUUGCCUCUUAACCUCUAUACAACAUUCCAAACUAACUUUUUUUAGCCUGGCAAUGGAUGCUAGGGACCGCGAAGCCGACAUGACCACAGAAUGUUCUGGUGCCCAAAUGCCCUCCCCUGGCAUCUUCCCCCCAAAUGCUCCACAUGAGGUGAGCCAGCCUUGUCCUGAGAGAGGAAGAUGGUGGGAGUGCCCAGAAGUUUGGUGUGUUUUUUUUUUUUUAAACCAGAGAGGCUCUCUGAUUUGUUUCCCCAUCCACACAUGGUUUUAAAACCCCUUGACUACGGCGCUUAAACUUUUCCAGUGAAAUGAUCCCGUCUUGAAAGCAAAGACUGCGAGAAUACAGGAGAGUUUGGAACCUUCUGGACUGAAUUGGAUCGUGGAAUCUGUCACGUUUUAUUCUGUUUCCUGAGAUGAUGCUUCAUCUUUCUGAACAGGGCAAAAAAAAAAAUGUAACAAGUAAUUGUGUAUUUGGAUUUUGACAUAACUGCCAGCAUAUUGUUUUAAAAAGUCUUGUGGCUUAUUGAGGAGCAUUACGUCACCAGACAAUUGGAUCCCAUCUUUUGGCAAUUAAGCACUGAGGCUCUUCUGUAUUCUUGCAUAACUGAAAUUCCCUGUUUUUUUUUUUUAUAUAAAUGUUUCCAUCUAGUGUGUAAACACAGGCUGAAGGGUCAUGUUCUGGAAGACUGCACCAUGCCACCCCCAUUCACGAGUUUGAUCGGUGUGUGCUGGUGAGGCUUACGUAAUUUUUUUAUGUUCUUGUUUUUACGUUUACUUCUGUAUGAGUCUUAAAGGUCAGGCGAAUGCAGACAGCCUGUCUUCUGCAGACGUGUUUUUAUCUCUGUUCGGGAAGCACAAAAGCAUCAGUAAGCUAAUGUCCGUGCUUUUUAAAUUUGCCCUGUGACACUUUAUCUGAAAUUCCUGAAAGGAACAGAUUCCUUGGUAGGAGACAGUGCGAGUCAGAGACUCUGGGAUAGAUACAGUCACGUCGCCACUGUGCUGAAUCCUUAACCAUUCUACCUGUGGUCUGUGCACAUCGAUAGCGUAGCAUGUAGUUAGAAGGUAAUUUCACUAAGUGCAAUUUUCUGUAGUGUGUCUUUUUUUAAGUACACCCUGUUCACUGUGUAACUCCUUAAUUGGAAAGGCUGCUGUAAAACAGGAAGUAAGUGCUGGUGUCACAUUUUAAGUAAAAAUGUCCUGGAAACAA
Brienomyrus brachyistius is the source of this 3698-nucleotide messenger RNA. Its product is annotated as band 4.1-like protein 5. NCBI's taxonomy places the organism in Eukaryota, Metazoa, Chordata, Actinopteri, Osteoglossiformes, Mormyridae. Bases 353 to 2464 code for a protein of 703 amino acids. The record is from RefSeq and is a predicted model, not a curated record. Gene Ontology annotation, cellular component: cytoskeleton. The transcript is spliced from 25 exons. Gene Ontology annotation, molecular function: cytoskeletal protein binding.